AUGAAGAAGCAGCUUCGCACCGAGUACGCGAUGACCCAGCGGGCUGUGACCGAGCACGAGCAGGGGGUGCUUAGCCUCAUCGACAUGCGUCUGGACAUGAUUCAGAGUUUCGAUCAUCUGACGACGACGGCCCUUACGGGCCCCUGUGAACCCGGCGCGGCAGCUCGUGUCGUGCAUGGGGUGCGUCAGAUUCUGUCGAACUGGAACAAUUUCAUCCUGCAGCCUCGACAGGGCGACCUUGUGAUGCUCGGGAGAACGAGCCCUGGCCCGGGUAUGCUUCCGUCGUUCAUGGUCAAGCUGUUUUGGACAAAGAUGCACGAGGUGGCGAAGGAGGUAGAAGUGGGAGGGGGUGCCGAACACGAGGGAGGAGGCGAGGGGAAGGCACGCGUCUUGCUUGAGUACAGCUACGAGGAGGAGGAGAUCAAGGAGGGUACAUCGAGGCAAGGUCAGCACGGGGUGAGCGGCCUAGGCGGUAAUGUGAACGAGCAGGAGGGCUCGAGCUCCGGCUCGAGCUCGAGCGAUGAGUCGGUUGAGCACGACGGCGAGGGCACAGGAGAACAUCCAGGUGGGACGGAGCGUACGGAGGAGCACCGUGUGGCGCUCGGAGAGCGGGUGGACGAGCGGGUGAAGCGUAUCGAGCAGCAGGCGACGGGUGACGUUGAUGUUGUCGAGGAGCAGGAGGGCGGAGCGGCUGCGCAGGAGGGUGGGGCAGGAGUGCUGCUGCAUGAAAGAGGGGCGGUUGUGCAGGAUUUUGGGACAGGAGUGCAGCAGCAGGAGGGCGGGGCGGCUGCGCAGGAAGGUGGGGUCGGAGGGCAGCAGCAGGAGGGCGUGGCGGCUGCGCAGGAGGGUGGGGUGGGAGAGCAGGAGCAGGAGGGCGGGGAGGCUGCGCAGGAGCGAUAG
Closterium sp. Yama58-4 is the source of this 900-nucleotide messenger RNA. NCBI's taxonomy places the organism in Eukaryota, Viridiplantae, Streptophyta, Zygnematophyceae, Desmidiales, Closteriaceae. The record is from the annotation of a GenBank genome assembly.